Molecule: messenger RNA, 1413 nt
Organism: Suillus subaureus
Lineage: Eukaryota; Fungi; Basidiomycota; Agaricomycetes; Boletales; Suillaceae
Product: P-loop containing nucleoside triphosphate hydrolase protein
Exons: 4
Coding region: 1-1413 (470 amino acids)
Biological process (GO): tRNA methylation; tRNA wobble uridine modification
Cellular component (GO): cytoplasm
Molecular function (GO): GTP binding
Source: RefSeq, a predicted model, not a curated record
AUGUUGCAGACUGUGUCCGUCACACCAGGGCCUGCUCACAACGGCACAGAUACGUGCAAUGUCAUCGUUUUCGGAGAAGCAGGAGCUGGUAAAAGUUCUUUGAUCAAUUUGAUCACUAGGGAGUACACGGCGCGGGUAUCCUCUGAUACUAUGGGAUGCACGACUGAAACCAACGCAUACGAGACUGAGAUUUCGAUUCCGUUGAAGUUGAAGGUAAAGCUUUUCGAUACUGCCGGUCUCGAUGAGGGCCCUGGAGGUACAGUCCCUAAUAUGCAAGCUCGAAAAGUGUUAAAGACGCUCAUUCGAACUCUGAUGAUGCAAGGCGGCAUUCAUCUCAUCGUGUACUGUGUGCGGGGUGAGAGAGUGAUUCGGACACUCCGCCGGAACUACGACUUGAUUCGCUCCCAAGUCAAGAUGAGAGUUCCAAUCGCCCUUGUCGUCACGGGUUUGGAAUACCAUGAACCAGACAUGGAAGCUUGGUGGAGAAAAAAUGAGCGAAUCAUCUCGAACCACGGGAUGACCUUUGCUGGCCACGCAUGUGUCACCACAGCCAUGUCCCACAAGAAUGCAAGUCCUAAGCUCCCGGAGCGUCGCGACGAGUCAUACCUCACUGUCUGCAAACUCAUCGAGCAGUGUCGCCUGUCGAAUGAGAGAGGGAUUCGCGGUGUGAACCGCAGAGGCACCAAUAAAACGACUUCAAGCACGCAUAAAAAUAUUGUGCUCUUUGGGCAGAUGGGGGCAGGUAAAAGCUCACUCGUCAACCUCAUGGCGGGAAAGGACGUAGCAGACACGUCCAACAAUAUUCAACUCUGCACAUUGCACUGGAAACAAUAUCCAGUCGAAUUCGACGGCAGAUCUUAUAUGGUAUUCGAUACCGUUGGACUUGUGGCACCACAGCUGAAAAAGGCAGAAUACCUCGAUGCUGUCGAGGAUGCUUGUAAACUCAUCCAGCAUUUGGAGACACAAGGGAGCAUUGAUCUGCUUCUGUUCUGUAUUCGCCCAAGCGAAGUCGCGGAUACGCUUCAGAAAAAUUACAUGCUCUUUCACGAAUUCCUCUGCGAUAAGAAGGUUCCAAUCGUUGUAGUGAUCACGCACCUCGAGCAGGAGGGAGCAAUGGACGACUGGUGGAAAAAGAACAGUGGAACGCUCCGGGACUGGAACAUCCGCGUUGAUGAUCAUGCGUGCAUCACCGCCAUCAAAGGCAAUCGCCCAAACCUGUAUGAAGAGUCGCGCGCAAAGAUCCACAACCUUGUCCAGGAGUUUACCGACGACAGGCAUAAGCUAAAGGGGCCACUUGUAGGGAAUGGGAGUUUGCAAGAGACGAAUGAUAUUGUCCAUUUCUUCACACGGCGUUGUGGUAUGUCUUCAGAUGACGCGAAUGAGCUAGCUGAUAGGAUCAAAAAGACGAGAUAG